AUGGCCUUUCCUGGUCAGUGCCCUUCUGACUUCCAGCCUACGUUCAGGAGAAGCCUUUGCCCCAUUGCACCAGUUGCAGCUCUCCGAUAGUGAAAAGACUGAAAACUGACAGGCAGAGAUCAGAGACAAGACAUGGGAGCUUUGGGGAUCUCCACCAUCAUCAUCACCCUCCUUUUCCUGGGAGCAGAAGGGUCUGCUGGUGAUGGUUUUGAUCUCACAGAUGCCUUGCUUGACCCAGAAACCCCCCAGAGCAACCAGCAAUUAGGACAGUGUCAGAAUGAGGCCCGGGACAUUGUCUUCCUGAUGGAUGGUUCAUCCAGCAUGCGGGCAUCAGAAUUCAUGCAACUGAAGGUGUUCAUUGCAUUCGUAAUGAAAAGCAUUCCCCAUAAUGCGCAGUUUGCCCUCCUGCAGUUCUCUAACCGCUUUGAAGAGCAUUUUGACUUCAGACGCUUCAGCAGAGACCGGGAUGCCGACAUCUUGAUCGGUGGAAUCAAACAGCUGGGAGGCUCCUCCUAUACGGCUACCGGGAUCAGAAAAGUGGUGAAAGAGCUAUUCACCACACAAAAAGGAGCUCGCCCCACAGCCAAGAAGUUCCUUGUGAUAGUGACAGACGGGGAGAAAACAGGGGACCCUCUGGAGUAUGCAGACGUUGUUGAAGAGGCCAACAGAGCUGGAAUCACGCGCAUUGCAGUUGGGGUUGGCCUGGGAUUCACAAGUACAGCCGCCCAGCGCGAGCUCCAUGCCAUGGCCUCCCACCCGCCCACAGAGCAUGCCAUUGUCGUGAGACACUUCUCAGGCCUCCGGGACACCCAGGCGGAGCUGAAAGAUAAGAUUUGCACCAGCCACGGUGCAGCUGCUCCACGGCCUUCGGUGGUGCCCCAGCCCUCCAACACCUGCUCAGAUCCCCAGGUGCUGCAGAAACUGGAGCGAGUGCUGAGUGGCCUCGAUCAGGUGAACACCAAACUGAAUGCGCUGGCUGCCAAGCAGGGGAAAUGUGCCUAGGGUUCUCAACGCCUGAGAUGGGCAGUGGAUGGAGGCAAUGUGGUUCAGGAAGGAAGGGGAGAGAAGGACAAAGAAGAUUGAACGGCGAGAACGUCGGAUCCUGGCACAUGGCGCGUAGCUUUUUAAUCUGGUUUCUUAUAGGGUGCAGAAGUCAAUAAAGCUGCCUGCUCACCA
This is a messenger RNA of Lacerta agilis (Sand lizard), 1176 nucleotides long. Its product is annotated as integrin alpha-M-like. The transcript is spliced from 7 exons. NCBI's taxonomy places the organism in Eukaryota, Metazoa, Chordata, Lepidosauria, Squamata, Lacertidae. The record is from RefSeq and is a predicted model, not a curated record. Bases 133 to 1002 code for a protein of 289 amino acids.